Messenger RNA from Ilex paraguariensis (yerba mate), 673 nucleotides. NCBI's taxonomy places the organism in Eukaryota, Viridiplantae, Streptophyta, Magnoliopsida, Aquifoliales, Aquifoliaceae. The record is from the annotation of a GenBank genome assembly.
CACAACAUUAUAUACGUGUUCCAAGAAUACAUACUUUAAAUAAUACACCAUUUGCAGCUGAAGUUCUGGUCAGGUGUUCAGAGUAUUUUUAAUUUUUUUUAUACAUAGUAUACCUGGAAACCCUACUCUCCAUUAUCCUUUCGUAUAAAAAUUUCUACUCUCUCUUCGUCGCACCGUUCUGUAUCGUAGAGUCUUCGGCAUUUAUAUGGACGAGGUCCGACCGAGUUUCCGGUGCUCCGGCGGCGAUCGGAGGCUAGAGAUUGUGAGUGGAAAAGGGUUUGCUGGCAAUCUGAUGUAUACAACGAGUCGGCCUCGCUCGCCCGAUCUGCCAUCGAUUCCUCCUUAUGUGAGUCGAUCGAGUCAGGUCGCGAAGCCCUGGGGAUUCAAUGACCCAGAGAUGAAGAGAAAGAAGCGCAUAGCCAAGUAUAAGGUUUAUACUAUUGAAGGCAGGUUUAAAGCUUCGAUCAAGAAUGGGAUUCGUUGGAUGAAGAAUAAGUGCUCUGCAAUCAUCCCUGGCUAUUAGAGUUCACAAGGAGACCAAGGUAAGAGAAAUUUACCUCUUCUUUUAGGGGAAAAAAAACCCUGCAAUUCCAGAGAAGCUUUUGUUUUCUUGAUAAUCCAUUUGCAGAACCAACCUGCUUGUUUUGGAAAUUUGUAAACUGGAUUUCUAUGG